Messenger RNA from Chaetura pelagica (chimney swift), 1593 nucleotides. RefSeq names its product OMA1 zinc metallopeptidase (gene OMA1). The transcript has 8 exons. Bases 1 to 1593 code for a protein of 530 amino acids. Gene Ontology annotation, molecular function: metalloendopeptidase activity. Gene Ontology annotation, biological process: mitochondrial protein processing; protein quality control for misfolded or incompletely synthesized proteins. The record is from RefSeq and is a predicted model, not a curated record. Gene Ontology annotation, cellular component: mitochondrial inner membrane. Lineage: Eukaryota; Metazoa; Chordata; Aves; Apodiformes; Apodidae.
AUGAAUACCCUCUGUGGUCAGAAGUUGCUGGGCAGGAACUGUAUUUUCUUUCAUUUGGCUUCUUUGACCAGGCAUGGGAAGUGCACCAGUAUCUGUAGGUCUUACACGGGAUGUUGCCGAACUCGAGUCACUUGCACACAGUAUAGAGGCCAGAGGCUGGAUUUGAGUGGAAAUACUAGAAACUGUUUUUGGACUGGAAGCCAUGACUCCUGUAGAAAUUUAAUCUAUAAAGGACUGAGAGGUCCUCUGAAUGUCCCACAUACAGAAGUGUACAAGAAUGCACACCGCGACUGGGGAGGAUUUUUCUUCCAGUCUCAUCAGCCAUUGGGAGAGAAGAUCACAUCCCUCCAGAUCAGUUCAGUCAGGCAACUCCCACGUUGUUUUUCUGCUUGGAACAUUCAGAUCAUCAGGUCUUUUCGCACAUCACCAUCAUUUCAGGCUGCCCCAGCUGCUCUUCUCUGGAUUAUUGUUAAGCCAGCUCAGAAAUUAUUAGCUAUCAUUCUUGGCAGGAGCAUAAGAAAGUGGUGGAAGACACUUCCUCCUAAUAAGCGGGAAGUAAUUAAAGAAAGUGCAAGGAAAAAUAAGUGGAAGAUACUCCUGGGUGUCAGUAGCUUAGGAGUUUUAUUUGUUGUGUUUUAUUUUACUCACUUGGAGGAGACACCCAUCACUGGACGCCCUCGGCUGUUGGCAUUUGGAAAAGAGCAUUUUAGGGAACUAUCACAGAUGGAAUAUGAUAUGUGGAUGGAACAAUUCAAAAGUAGCAUGUUACCCGAGACAGAUGCACUCCAUCAGCUUGUGGAGACAGUUGUUGGUCAUAUAUCUGAAAGCAAUAAGGACAUCCCACAGGUCUCAGCACUCCAGUGGGUUAUCCAUGUGGUAGAUGAACCAGAUGUAAAUGCUUUUGUGUUGCCAAAUGGUCAAGUGUUUGUUUUCACUGGAUUGCUAGAUACAGUUUCUGAUAUUCAUCAACUGUCUUUCAUUUUGGGACAUGAAAUAGCUCAUGCUGUAUUAGGACAUGCAGCAGAGAAAGCCAGCCUGGUUCACUUCUUGGAUUUUCUAUCACUCAUCUUUCUCAUUAUGAUUUGGGCCAUCUGUCCUCGUGAUAGUUUGGCAGUUGUUGGCCAGUGGAUUCAGAGCAAGUUGCAGGAGUUUAUGUUUGAUAGACCUUACAGCAGAACAUUGGAGGCUGAAGCUGAUAAAGUGGGACUUCAGUUUGCAGCAAAGGCUUGUGUGGAUGUACGAGCAAGCAGUGUAUUUUGGCAAAAAAUGGAAUUAGUAGAAACCAUUCAAGGGCAGCCCAAGCUGCCAGAGUGGCUCUCCACACACCCCUCUCAUGAAAACAGAGCGGAGCACUUAGACCGGUUGAUCCCAGAGGCUCUUAAAAUAAGAGAGAGCUGCAAUUGUCCAUCUCUUUCUGGACCAGAUCCUCGCCUCGUUUUCAGACUUGCCAUGCAAGAUCUCCUGGAAUCAUCUAAAGAUCAAGAAACCCCAAAUUCUACAAAGCGAGAUCUCUCAAAACCAAAGCUGGAUUUUCCUCACACUCAAAAAGUGGAAGAUAUGCCAGUAACUUUUGCAGUUAAACCUACAAACUAA